UAUGGAUCGAGUGUCAACACAAUGCUGUUCGCGCGGUCAGGCCUUGCUUCACCACUCGUACCAUUGACAGCUGUAUCUACUGCUACGUCAGGAUCUCAACCCUACGCUUCGUUUACCCAUAAUACUGCGAGCUAUGAUCGAGACAACAAACAUUACCUCUCGGUGCCACUUCCAACGCAGCAAAAGCAGCAAUCGUCUUGUAGAAGCCUGCGAAGCUCUUGAGCAUAGUAAAUAUGAAAGGAAGGAUAAAGCAGAGGCUUCGUUGGAGGCUCUUUUUGGGGAGGCUGGGAUCAGGAGGAAGUGUGAUGCGAACAGCGAUGAGGUCGGGGAAACAAUGCAACGACAUGGCGGACGGCAGGUUCUAUAUCGUGAUAUUCUGGUAAACGGAGAGUGUAACUGGUUCACAUGGGCGGAUAGUAUUGGAAGCAGUCUGGAUGAUUAUUCGCGGCGUUUCAAGAUCGUGUACUGCUGCUCAAUGCUCAGCGUAUUACUGAUGGUAUUGAUAUUCUGGUGUCAUGGUGAUCGAACGAUAUGGAGCCCACCAUAUUUCAGCCGGAACGCCUUUGCUACAUGAUAUCAGGCCAAUCGGGCCUAGGUACUCCAGCUUCUUUUAAGCGAAUU
Molecule: messenger RNA, 621 nt
Organism: Alternaria alternata
Lineage: Eukaryota; Fungi; Ascomycota; Dothideomycetes; Pleosporales; Pleosporaceae
Exons: 1
Coding region: 134-574 (146 amino acids)
Source: RefSeq, a predicted model, not a curated record